Molecule: messenger RNA, 342 nt
Organism: Protopolystoma xenopodis
Lineage: Eukaryota; Metazoa; Platyhelminthes; Monogenea; Polystomatidea; Polystomatidae
Source: the annotation of a GenBank genome assembly
AUGAUUUCGAAGGUAUUAGGUGAAAUUGCUAUAGACCCAGUCACCAGAGGUGGCGAUCACAAUCAAACUUGGUUCGAAGUAAUAGCGGUGCGGCCUCGCGAAGGAGACGUGGGGGUUCAUUUGCGGCAAAAUUGCGAGGCCUAUAUUCAUCAUCAAACAGAUCCAGUUAGGAUAUUGACUUACAGAAAAGGACUUGGAGAACUAAACUGGGAAAAACCGGAGGUAUGUUUCGCAUGCGCACAGCCCCGAGUAAAUAGGGCCGACGUCGUGCGAGGGGUGGCCAAAAUAAAAAGAGAAACCUGGGUUGCAUCAACAGGUCGAGUCCGCUGGCGUGACUACUAG